Bombina bombina (fire-bellied toad) is the source of this 1314-nucleotide messenger RNA. RefSeq names its product FEZ family zinc finger 2 (gene FEZF2). The transcript has 4 exons. The coding region runs from base 1 to 1314 and encodes 437 amino acids. NCBI's taxonomy places the organism in Eukaryota, Metazoa, Chordata, Amphibia, Anura, Bombinatoridae. The record is from RefSeq and is a predicted model, not a curated record. Gene Ontology annotation, cellular component: nucleus.
AUGGCUAGUUCAGCUUCUUUGGAGAGAGUGAUACCUUCCUGCCAAAGACUUGAUGGGCGACAUGGGGAUACAACAUCAUCCAAAUCACUGGCCUUCUCAAUUGAACGAAUUAUGGCAAAGACUUCAGAUCCCAAACCUACAUUUUUUGAACAAAAUCAAGGACUAGACACAGAAGCAAAGAAAAUUCUAAAUCUUUGCUCACCCAUCCCAUGCAUGAUCCCAAUUCAAUCCUUAAAUUAUGAUGUUCAUUCCAAAACCCUACUGAAUUAUUCUGAGAUCUGGAAGAACAGCUUGAGAGGUACAGUGUGCAGUUCAACUGGUUUGUGCAAACCUAACUGCGGCAUAUGCUGUAAAAAUGAAUUAAAUAUGGGACAUUCUAUUCUUCCAAAUAACAGGGUGAUCAAACCCCAGGUUAUUAAUCAGACUGUGGGUGUACCAUCUAACGGAUCCUUAUAUUAUUUUAACUACCUGGAUGCAUCCUAUCACCAUUCUGAUAUAUUAAAUGGACAACUUAUACCUUCUAGCAUAUUAAAUGCACAAUCUCAAGCAAGCCUUUCUGCUCAUCAGAAACUAUUUCUUCUGGAAAAUGCCAAACUCUCAGGUCUUGCAUCAGAUAAAUUUCCAAACCAUCAAUACCCUCAUAAGGAAAGGCUUCCAGGACAGUUGGAUCAAGUAAUGAAAGAAAAUACAGCCUUAUCAGUGGAUAGACACGGUAAAAAUCAGACAAAACUGAAUGCUAAUUCUGUUGAUGGAAAACCUAAGAUAUUUACCUGUGAAGUCUGUGGCAAGGUUUUCAAUGCACACUACAAUUUAACCCGGCACAUGCCAGUACACACAGGGGCUAGACCAUUUGUAUGUAAAGUAUGUGGUAAAGGAUUUAGGCAAGCCAGUACCCUCUGCAGACAUAAAAUUAUUCAUACACAGGAAAAACCUCACAAGUGCAAUCAGUGUGGUAAAGCGUUUAACAGAAGUUCAACAUUAAACACUCAUAUCAGAAUACAUGCUGGUUAUAAACCAUUUGUUUGUGAAUUUUGUGGCAAAGGAUUUCACCAAAAAGGGAAUUAUAAAAAUCAUAAAUUGACACACAGCGGAGAAAAGCAGUAUAAGUGCACAAUUUGCAACAAAGCUUUUCAUCAAAUUUAUAAUUUGACUUUUCAUAUGCACACACACAAUGAUAAGAAACCUUUUACUUGCGGAACCUGUGGGAAAGGAUUUUGCAGAAACUUUGAUUUGAAGAAACAUGUUAGGAAAUUACAUGAUAAUAUUUCCUCUGUUUGUUCACUGAAGGAUAUAUCAAGAGAUGGACAAAGUUAA